CGAAGACGGGGUUGCAAUUAUCCGAAGUUCUUGGGCUACUUUCGAUGAAAAUGGCAAAAUUGUAUCGAGUUUGUACCCUCCCCACAAAAGUGAAAAGGAACUAAAGAAAUAUUUACAGGAUCCAAAUUGUAAAAAAAACAUCAGAUAGGGUAGUGACACAAAAGGAACACCUUACACUGUCCUCAAGCAUGUUCGCAACACAGCUACAUUAGAAGAUGCCGCAAAGAAACGUGAUUUUUAUUUAGAUGGUAUUUCAGACAUCGAAACGGAUGAUAAUCUGAAUAUGGAAAUUUUAAAAAGCUCGAGACAUUCUCGAAACGAAAAAAGAAUUGAUAGUGAUUUUACGGAUGGAGAGCAUGGUUCAAAUGGGACGACGACAAACAAAACAUUCACUUCUCAAUUAAAAAAACUGGACAUAAAUUCUUUACAGUACCAAGCAAGAAAUAAUGUGUCCCCUGUCAAGAGAGCAAAUGUUUCAGGUGAUAAAUCUGUAGUAGAAGUAGCUGAAAAAAUUGUGCUAGAGGAUGAAAUGGCUGCUACAGAAAGUCAUGCACAUACUUCUAAAGAAACGGAAUCAAAUGGCAAGCGUCCAGAAGGACCACCUACGCAGGACCAAGGUCAAGGCCGCGAUCAAAUUGAUCCACAGGAGGUUCUAACAGGAGAUUCACAGCGUGAAGAUGCGAAUGCAGGUAGGGGGAAGAAAAGAAAAAGUUCCAGAUUUUCUGAUGAUCCACAGGAAGUGGAUAGUUGGAACAGUAAGAUUUUACCACAAUAA
This is a messenger RNA of Leptopilina heterotoma, 775 nucleotides long. RefSeq lists its product as uncharacterized. The transcript is spliced from 5 exons. Lineage: Eukaryota; Metazoa; Arthropoda; Insecta; Hymenoptera; Figitidae. The record is from RefSeq and is a predicted model, not a curated record. The coding region runs from base 284 to 775 and encodes 163 amino acids.